AUGCGGGAGCUCAACUUCCAGGGCGAUUCCAAGCUGGUGUGGGCGAGCGCCCCAGUCACCCCAGUCCAGUGGAGCCACGACUUUGCCAGACCCGAUUUGGAGGCGCUCUUUUCCAAGGUCUUGCAGACGAACCUGGACAUGGAGGGGGAAGCGGAGGGCGAGGAAUUGAGGGUUUGGACUAGCGAAGAUGCCCUGGUAGAUGUUGCGGAUGAUGGUGAUGCGGUUGAAGUGGCAGCCGAGGAGCUUGAGCAAGGAAGAGCUGAGGACCAGGAUGUGGCAAAUGCUGCUGAGUCAAUUUCCUUUGUCGAGCUGCCAGUGCUGGCAUCCGAAGGACUGGACAUGGAUGAGUUGCUGGCAGCCUGCCGUCUGGUUGCUGACGAGGACCCACGCCUCUCAAGCGCAAGUGAGGAGCGCUUGAGGCUCGCCAGCGAGGAUGUCCGCCGGCAACAAGACCUGCAAGAGAGCGGUGCUGUGAGCACAUCAAGACUCGUUGCGGCAGCUGGAGCAGCUGCUGCAGGCGCAGUAUCCUCAACCGUGUCGCUGUCACAGGCCUGGGAGCUUGGCGCUUCGGAGCCGGUUGCAGGAGGUCUUCCAGAUAUUCCCUUGUUCUCCGAUCUGCAGGAAAGCUUGGACAGCGGCCCAGACGAGGAGGCCAUGAGUGCUGUUGGCCGACUGCUUGCCGAGUGUUCGACAGACGAGCUGCCAACUCCCACUACAAGUGUGGACGCCCGCAUCGUUAUGAGUGACAGCUCCCAACGCCAAGCAUGGCUUCAAACCAAUGUGGUGGACUCCCCCCAGAAGCGCGUUCUCGGAGAGGAGUUCGGACCACUCCUUGUUCUUGAGAUCUGGGUUCUGCAGGAGCGCACCUGCACCUCACUGUUGCUGUCACAGGUGAACUGUGCUCAUAUCGUUGACGUGCGGCAGCACGGGAGUCUGUCAGCUUCGGAUCUCGCAUUUGAGAUACUUUUCACUUCUGGUGCAGAUCUAUUACAAGUCGACCCUAAAUCUUUGGCAAUUGCAAAGACUGCAGGUGCCAAAGAAGGGCAGCGACAGCGGCCAAGCGAUUUGCGGGAGCGCCUCCUGCUUGACAACGAUGUUUGGCAGCAGACAUCCAUUUUCAAUGUGCUGCCAGAGGAGUCGCCGGCGCCAAAGAUUGCUCCGGGACUCGCAGGACAGCAGCUUUCAUUGCAGUGCACGUUUGCGCACGCACCUUCCUGGAGCAGGUUGGAG
This is a messenger RNA of Symbiodinium pilosum, 1230 nucleotides long. NCBI's taxonomy places the organism in Eukaryota, Dinophyceae, Suessiales, Symbiodiniaceae. The record is from the annotation of a GenBank genome assembly.